This is a messenger RNA of Cladocopium goreaui, 1622 nucleotides long. Lineage: Eukaryota; Dinophyceae; Suessiales; Symbiodiniaceae. The record is from the annotation of a GenBank genome assembly.
CCUUAGACAUGCACACCAAAACGGGCAGUGCCGCCAUGGCAGAGCGAGGAAUUCAGGUCCGAGCCACGGCCAUGUCCGGGCACCAGGUGGAUUUGUUACUUGGUGCUGAGGAACCCAUAGCGCUGCUGCGGCAGAAGGUGAGUGAAGCACUGGGCAUUCGAAAGUGGCAGUUGCGGCUGAUCCAUGGUGCCAUGGUGCUGAACGAUGGAGGUCUCAUCAAAGAGCUGGUUGCAGAGACCGAGACCAAUGAGACGGUAGAAGUAAUGGCGCUGGCGGUUGAAGCCAUUGAAGUGAAAGAGCGCAGCAAGGAGUUGUUUUCGAUUUUCAAGAGGAGAAUCAGGACUCAACAUUUUCACAUUGACGCAAUCAACCGAAUCAACCGUCAUGAAGAAGCAAUUCUGAAUGGAGAGGUGGCCUUUGACUAUCUUGGCGACAACAUGUUGGAAUUGUUGCUCAACAAUUGGUCUUCAGGUGCCAUUGAAAGGCCCAUGAGUCUGCUGCUUGCAGGUGGUGCUUGCGUCAAUACCCCCUCCAAUGAUGGCUACACUCCCCUGCUCACUGCCUGUAGCCGUGGUUUGGGCGAAGAGGCAAAUCUCCUGCUGGAGCACGGAGCAAGUCCACGACAGCACUUGCCCAACGGGAAUGAUGCUCUCAUCUCGGCCUUAAAAUUCUUCCAGGCUUGCUCCGAAGUGAAUGCUCGUUCGCGUCAGGAAGACUUACAUCUUGGCUGGACCUGUUGCAUCUUGCGAGCUGCCCACAUCCGAAGUGCUACGGGCCUUCUUCCCUUGGAAGAAGCACGACUGAAGUUGUCGCAGGCGGCCAUCGAGCUGGCAUUGUUGGCACCUGCAGCUGUGUCUCUGUGUCAGAAGAGGAUCUUGGAGAAGUCUGCUGUGGAUCCAGCCGUGGCCGAAGCUUUUGGAGAGGAUCUUUGGGCAGGUUGGCCGCAAGCCUUCUUCACGUUCUCCCUGCAGAUUCCAAAGGUCGUUCAUGACUGGGACAAGGACUUUUCGGUAGCAAGACAACGAAUUCUUGCCUACAAACUUGGGAACUGUGAAAAGGUGCCAGUGGACAAUCAAAGACGGGCCUUCAGACCACGAUACUUUGAUGAGUAUAGCGUCUACUCAGAUGUCUGCACCUGUCCAUUUUGCUGUCCAUCCCUCUACAAUUCGCUUGAGACAGAUUCCUUUGUGACCUCCUACCAGCUGCGCAAAGACCAAAACAGGAAAUGGGAGACUUCCAAAGCUAAUGCCCGACGCACCAGACGGGCACCAUUCGCGUCCUCUUCCGGCCGUGUGUCUCGAUCUUCAAGGAUGGCUCGCAAAUUGCCGCCAUCAUACCGUGGCUUUCAGGUGGGCAAUGUACUUCAAGGACAACAAAAAUCACAUUCCAAGCAAUCCAAGCUCCAAGUCUUGAAGCAUGAGCUGGCAUUUGAUUGUUAUGGCCUUGAUAUGCCUUGAUACAAUGUGCAGCCAUACUGUAGGUGAGCUGAUGGGUGCUGUCACCACAUCCAUGGCUUGGUGGACUUGUACAGAUGCACUGUGAGUUUGCUGCUGAAAUGUACAGUGAUACAGUGAUUGCUACAGUUGAGAGAGCAGUAGAACGUGACCUUAGAGAUUAAAAAA